Plasmopara halstedii is the source of this 237-nucleotide messenger RNA. RefSeq names its product Cytochrome c oxidase assembly protein PET191. Gene Ontology annotation, biological process: mitochondrial respiratory chain complex IV assembly. The transcript has 2 exons. The coding region runs from base 1 to 237 and encodes 78 amino acids. The record is from RefSeq and is a predicted model, not a curated record. Lineage: Eukaryota; Oomycota; Peronosporomycetes; Peronosporales; Peronosporaceae. Gene Ontology annotation, cellular component: mitochondrion.
AUGGGGAAAGCUUGUCGAGAUAUGGCGGAGGCGUUGCGGGACUGCAUGAUGCAGGGAGAGUGUAUGGCAGACGGAACUAAAACGCUGAAAGAGUGUCUUCACGACCGCGCAUACUUAUACGAGUGCAAGGAGUACCGUUUGGCAUACUUUGAAUGCAAGCGCGGCCAGCUAGACAUGCGACAGAGAAUUCGCGGCCCGAAAGGAGGAAUGUCAAAGUCUGCAAGCGGCACUAAUUAG